Messenger RNA from Ostreobium quekettii, 351 nucleotides. NCBI's taxonomy places the organism in Eukaryota, Viridiplantae, Chlorophyta, Ulvophyceae, Bryopsidales, Ostreobiaceae. The record is from the annotation of a GenBank genome assembly.
AUGGUUCCCGUUGUGUGUGUGUGCCCAUCCCAGGCCAAUUCCACAACCCUGCCGGAUCUAAGACAAGACAUCGUGAACAAUGUGAAGAAGGUGCACAGCGCCCUGGAGUGUUUUGCCAACGGGGAACCGCCGCCCAUGUCCCCAACACUCAGCCUACCAGACUCGCUGGAUGGCUGGCUGCCCCCAUCCACAAGGCAUAGCUCAGGAGCCACAGCGGCUGAGUCGCUCGACAGCUGGCUCCAGGACAAGAGUGGGAGUCACAAAGGUGAAUCACGAAGCAGCAUGUGCAGUUGCGCAAGGAAACAUCUGUUUGGGCCAUUUGGGUACAAUAACCAGAAGGCACACCAAUGA